Messenger RNA from Delphinapterus leucas (beluga whale), 6595 nucleotides. RefSeq names its product serine active site containing 1 (gene SERAC1). Lineage: Eukaryota; Metazoa; Chordata; Mammalia; Artiodactyla; Monodontidae. The record is from RefSeq and is a predicted model, not a curated record.
GCCAGCGGCUGGUUGGGGACGCGCGCGGGCAGGGAGCGGCGGAGAGUGGUGGUCUCCCUGACGACCUGGUCCCGGGUGAACAGCUCGGGGCUGGCUGAGUCCGCGUGCGGGCAGUGAGCCACAGCUACUCCCUGCCUCUGCAGGAGACCCUCCAGCACUAGCAGCACACAGAAUGUCCCUGGCUGCUUAUUGCGUCAUCUGUUGCAGAAGAAUGGGAACCUCAACUCCUCCGCCAAAAAGCAACACAUAUUGGAGAGAUGUCAGAAAUAUAAUAAAGUUUACUGGAUCACUUAUUUUAGGAGGUUCUUUAUUUAUUACAUAUGAAGUUCUGGCCUUGAAGAAGUCUUUGACAUUAGAUACUCAAGUGGUACAAAAAGAAAAAAUGAAGUCAUAUAUAUAUGUGCACACAGUUUCUUUAGAUAAAAGAGAAAAUCACGGAAUCACCUACCAGGCAAGAAAAGAGCUUCACAAAGCAGUAAGAAAAGUAUUGGCAACGUCAGCCAGGAUAUUACGGGGUCCAUUUGCUGACACCUUUAGUACAAUUGACAUAGAAGAUCACGAAUGUGCUGUGUGGCUGCUCCUGAGGAAAAGUAAGUCCGAUGACAGAGCAGCACGACUGCAGGCUGUGCAGGAAAUGGCAGAGACCCGUCACUGGCAUGAUUACCAGUAUAGGAUAAUUGCUCAAGCCUGUGAUCUGAGAACUCUUAUUGGUCUGGCACGAAGCAAAGAUAGUGAUCUUCGUUUUUUUCUCUGCCCACCUCCUUUGCCAUCUUUAAAAGAAGAGUCUUCCGUUGAAGAAGAGCUCAGACAGUUGCUGGCUUCUUUACCUCAAACAGACCUAGAUGAGUGUAUCCAGUAUUUUACAUCUUUGGCUCUGAGUGAAAGCAGUCAAAGUCUAGCUGCUCAGAAGGGUGGUUUAUGGUGUUUUGGAGGAAAUGGACUUCCUUAUGCUGAAAGUUUUGGAGAAGUUCCUUCAGCUACAGUGGAAAUGUUCUGUUUGGAAGCUUUAGUAAAACAUUCUGAGAUAUCCACACAUUGUGAUAAAAUUGAAGCAAAUGGAGGCUUACAACUACUGCAGAGGCUGUACCAACUUCACAAGGACUGUCCUAAAGUACAGAGAAAUAUAAUGCGUAUCCUUGGAAAUAUGGCUUUGAAUGAACAUCUUCAUUCUACUAUAGUUCGCUCAGGCUGGGUGUCCAUACUGGUAGAAGCAAUAAAGUCCCACCACAUUAUGGAGGCCUCACACGCCGCCAGAACCCUGGCUAAUCUAGACCGAGAGACUGUGCAAGAUAAGUACCAGGACGGCGUGUACGUGCUGCACCCCCAGUACCGCACAAGUCAGCCCAUUAAAGCAGAUGUCCUGUUUAUUCAUGGCCUUAUGGGAGCAGCAUUCAAAACGUGGCGCCAGCAGGACAAUGAUCAGAAUUUAUCUGAAAAGGUUUCAGAGGAUGAAACCAAGUAUACAACAUGUUGGCCCAAGUCGUGGUUAGCAAGAGACUGUCCCGCUCUCCGAAUUAUAUCUGUGGAGUAUGACACCAGCCUUAGCGACUGGAGAGCAAGGUGCCCUAUGGAAAGAAAGUCCAUUGCAUUCAGGAGCAACGAACUUCUGAGGAAGCUCAGAGCUGCUGGUGUUGGGGAUAGGCCAAUGAUUUGGGUAUCACACAGCAUGGGAGGUCUUCUUGUCAAAAAGAUGCUGUUGGAAGCCUCUAAGAAGCCAGAAAUGAGUACUAUUAUAAACAAUACCAGAGGAAUAAUUUUUUAUAGUGUCCCUCAUCAUGGAUCCCACCUGGCUGAAUACUCUGUUAAUAUUCGUUAUCUUCUCUUUCCCUCUUUGGAAGUCAAAGAACUCAGCAAGGAUUCUCCUGCACUUAAAACACUACAGGAUGACUUUCUGGAGUUUGCAAAAGAUAGAAACUUCCAGGUGCUGAGUUUUGUAGAAACACUACCAACCUACAUUGGUAGCAUGAUUAAACUCCACGUGGUGCCCCUGGAAUCAGCAGAUCUAGGCAUUGGAGAUCUAAUUCCUGUGGAUGUUAACCAUUUGAACAUUUGUAAGCCAAAGAAAAAGGAUGCUUUUUUGUACCAACGUACCUUACAAUUCAUCCGUGACACUUUAGCCAAAGACCUGGAAAACUGACAAUUGUCUUUUUCUUUUUUCACACGUGAACACAGUGCAAGAAACGUGGUGUUCUCUCUUUUUAAGCUCUACGCAAUCAUGCAAAUGUAGUCAUUAUGGCAUUAAUGUGGCCUGGAGUAUGUUGCAGGCAACAGAAUAUUGUUCUGUAAAACACAAACCCAGAAGUGUCAAUCAAAGAAAGAAGGGCUAGACUGGAUUCUUCUGAUUGAAAAAACUUCCAUAUGUGCCAGUUUAUGUUUUGCAGUGUUGUCCCUGGUGAUAGGGAGCAAGCUGCUAUGGCUAAAGGAUGUGAUCUGUGACUUUUGUCAUCUGUGACUGUCCCUGGCUCAUGCUGGGAGCAGCGCUGAUGGCUUCUGAAGGGAGAGCCAUCACCAGUUUACCACAGAAAUGCCUGUUGGAGGGUGCCUAAAAUGGAGAGAGAAUGAACUAGAACAUAAAGACUCUGUUUUGGGUCAGGGUUUCCAUGUGCUGUAAGUUUUUAAAACUUGUCAGUGUAAACCUUUGUGUAACAUGUUAGCUUUGUUACACGCCUUGUCAUCCAUGGGUCAUUUCCUUGUAAGUUUUUAUUUUCAUAUUGCCGAGAACAAAUAUUUCUCUUUUUAAAAAAUUUCUAGCCUAUAAUAAUUCUUUCCAGACUGUAGCUACCUAUACUUUUAAUUUUUCCCAGAUAAGAAUAAUAAAUCCAUUGUUGAUCAGAGUGUGGACUGAAACUGUUCUAAGCUAUUAUAUGUAUAUUAGCAAUACCUAUAUCACGGUCCUCAGAUUCUUUCUUUUUAGCUAAAGUAUACCAUUAUUUCUUGCUCAUUAGGAAAUGGUAUUAAUUGGUCUCCAGCAUGUGAGAAAUAGGAAAUCAUCCUGAUGACUUUUUUUUUAAGUAACAGCAUUAUUGAGCUAUAAUUCACAUACCAUAAAAUUCACCCUUUUAAAUGCACAGCUCACUGAUUUUUAGUGUGUUUACAGAGUUGUGCAACCAUCACCACUAUCUAAUUUCAGAACAUUUCAUCAUCCCUCCAGAUAACCCCACACCCACUAGCAAUCACUCCUCCUCUUCUCUCCCCCAGCCCCUGGUAAACACUAAUCUUUCUGUCUCUGUGGAUUUGCCUAUUAUGGACAUUUCAUAUGAAUGACAAGUUUUAAAAAAUUUAUAAUACGUGGCCUUCUGUGUCUGGCUUCUUAGCAUAAUGUUUUGAAGGUUCAUCCAUGGUGUAGCAUGUAUACAUGUAGUAGGACUUCGUUCCUUUUUAUGGCCAAAUAAUAUUCCAUUGUAUGGAUGUACCACAUUUGUUUAUCCAUUCAUCAAUCAGUUGAGGGACAUUUAGGUUCUUUCAAUGUUGGGGCUGUUAUCAAUAAUGCUGCUGUUAACAUUCACGUACAAGUUUUUGUGUGGACAUGUUUUCCAUUCUCUUGGGUAUAUACUAGGAGUGGAAUUGCUGGGUCAUGUUAAGCUUAUGUCUACCAUUUUGAAAAUGAUGGACAUUUGUAGAAUGGGAUAGUCAAAGCUAAAAGGAGUACAGCAUCUGAAGGUAAACUGGGGGCAUCAGUGAACCUUAACAACAUCUAAUUGUUUAAUUAUGCAAAAACCUAACAAGUGACUUAACUACCUGUUUUGUUAUGUAGCUAUAGAGUGUGCUAGUUAGCUAUCAACAAUAAACUCUAGCUAAUGGAAUCACGUGGGGAGAGGGGUGUAGAUAGGCUUGGUUCGUUUUCUUUUUCUGUUUUCCAUGAACCAUGGCAGAGAUACCAUGGCUGGAAUAUCUGUUCAUUAACUUAGAGUAAUGAAAUGAAACCCCACUUUGUAAAAUCUCAAUAUAGCCAUUAUAGCUGUGCUUUAAAAAUAAGGUCUGGGAGAGAGAUCCAGUGUACUUCUGAAUGACUAUAGCUUUUCAGGCAAGUCACUUACCAUUUCUGUUCAUUCUGUUUAUGAAAUGGAUAUGAUGUAUACAGAUUCACUUCAUCAGUCCUGUAAGAUUUAAGUCAAUAAUGUUUUAAAAAUAAUCAUCACCUGAAAAACUCUAAGAACACAAAGUAUGAAAACAUACACAUUUGAAAUAGUUUUAAACUUAGACCAUCAGUAAAAUGGUUCUCCUAGUUCAAUCAGCCUUGUUUAAAUAUCCUUUCUGGAAAAAAUUUCAAAUGAAGCUUCCUAUGACCUUUCCCCUCAUGGGAAAAGUCUCUUUAAAUGAUCUAUCCAGGAAGGAAAUAAACAGAAUACAGGUGUUAGCAGACUACUGAAAGCAAGCUGUAAAUAAAAUUCAGAUGAAAAAUUAAUUAUCCUUAUCUAUAAGCCCUUUACUUCUUUCUGAUUACGUUGUCAACCCUAAAAGUUAAGGGCACCGAGUCCCCCCUUUACUCUAGUGUUUAAAUGUCACCAUAGAGAGAGUCAGACUACAAACGGAGGAGCGUGAUGCCUUUCUUGACUCCAUCUCAACCAUUCACCCAAGGUCACAGCAACAGGCAUAAUAUGGUGGAGGACGCAGCCCUCUGCUCAGGUCAGGGCGCCCAUGGUAGUGGAUGCCAGCACUGGUUUCCUGUUGUUGAGAAAGACAGCACAGUCACAGAGUGACGUGUGUAUCUCUUUUGAGCUUGGCUCAUAAUUUACAGUGCCCCUCAAAUUAUUUCUAAUUCCUAGAAUUUGACUUUUAGGCAUACCCUCCUGAAUUUUCAUCUCUUUGUUAUAUUAAAUAUGUUAAAAUGUAUGGUUUCGCUUUUAUUGACAUUUGGUAUAAAAAUUAUGUCCAUGAAAAAAAUUUAAACGUGUUCAAUAAAUGCAAUUUUAAUGUACUCAGUAAAACUGAUUGUGCCCUUAUAUUGGAUGUUGAAAUUGUGCCCUUAUAUUGGAUGUUGAACACUCCCCAAAGCUAAUCGCUUAAAAUCUAUUAGAAAUUUAUUGUAUAAUUAUAAAUUGCCUUAAUAAAGCAGAAGACAUAAAAAGGCAGUUUAAUAUCCAAGACGUUUCCAAAUUUAGAAAAAGCCAUUCUUGUAAAAAUUCCAGUUCUUAAUCCGCUUUUAGCUUGGCCUUGGAGUUUAGAAACAGUGUCAUGGAAUUCAACACCUGCUUCCAAAGUUUGAAAACACUAAGCUUACUAGGAUCUUUGAUUUUUAAUUUAAUCCAAACUAUUUCAGGAUUGUUAAAGCUAAUUUAUAUUGAAAGCUGGAUACGCACUGAUUCCUAGGAUCAUUAGAGAGUGCUGGAUAUGAAUGUAAUCUCUAAGCGUAAAAAGCUUUGGGUAUGUAUACAUCUAGAUGGGUUUUAGAAUAUUUUGACAUCUGGGAUUACCAGAUUAAAACAUUUUUGAGAGUUCUGGACCAGGAUGGUGACAUAGGAGGCUCCUGAACUCGCCUGCUCCACAGACACCAAAUUUACAGCUACACACGGAACAGUUCCCUCAGAGAGAAGUUCAGAAACUAGCUGAGCAACUCCUACACGUUGGGUGAACGAGAAAAUGCCCAUGUUGAAAUGGAUAAGAAAGACUGAGACAUACUGUCACCAUAAAUCUCACCCUUGGCACAGUGAGAUACAAUCAGGAGGGAGCACACAACUCCCAGCUUCUGCCUGAGGAGUGAAGGGUUUGGGCCCAACAUCCAGUGCCCCAACUUUCAAGUCUUCCACCUGAAGGAUGGACCCCCCCACACACCAAAACACCUAGCUUUGAAAGCCAGCAGGGCUUGCAUCCACAAGACCCACAGGUCUAUAGCAAAGAAGAAAACAGUUCUAAAUGGGCUUGCAAGGACUCACAGUGGCUCUCCCCCCAGGGCUCAGCACAAGGGCAGCAGACAGAAAUGCCCAUCUCCCAGCCUUUUCCUGAAAGAUGCCCAUUUGCUUAUCUUAAAAGCUGCGGCCUGAGGGUCAGGCUUCUAAUUUAGCACACAUCUAGAGGAUGACUGUGAUCUUCCCUGGGGACCAGGGAGGCUGGUGGUUCUGUCUCUGCAUUCUCCCUCUUGCCCACUCGAGGUUGCUGGUGUCUUCCUGGAAGGAGCUUCAACACAUCUCUAGUGCCCUGUCUUUUGUGGCUGUUACCCAGGGAGUGCACCGCUUGAUUACUUGCCUCUGAUGGCCAGCAAGCCUUGUGUUUGUGGAUCCCACAGGACUGUACAAAGAAACAGUUCCAUCUCCUUAUUGCUCAGCACAGAGGGAGCAGACAGAAACACCCAUCUUCCAGUCUUUCCCUGGACGGGUCUAUCUGUAUACUUGAAAAGCUGCUGCCUGAGGGUUCAGUUUCCAAUCAGCCUGCAUCUAGGUACUGACUGAGAAUGUUCCCUUUGGAACACUGAGAGGUCCUAGCAGAACCUCAACUCCCGGGAGCCACUAAGAACAAAGAAGGAGGUUCAGACAGUCACAGAGUUUGAGAGAUAACCAAGAGCUUGAUGGGCUGAAUCCUAGGUUCAUCUCCUACACGAGACCACUCUGUCAAGACUGGGGACUUCCCUGGUGGCGCAGUGGUUAAGAAUCCACCUGCC